Messenger RNA from Patiria miniata (bat star), 1754 nucleotides. Its product is annotated as development-specific protein LVN1.2-like. NCBI's taxonomy places the organism in Eukaryota, Metazoa, Echinodermata, Asteroidea, Valvatida, Asterinidae. The transcript has 6 exons. Bases 151 to 804 code for a protein of 217 amino acids. Gene Ontology annotation, molecular function: calcium ion binding. Gene Ontology annotation, cellular component: extracellular region; lysosome. Gene Ontology annotation, biological process: cell-matrix adhesion. The record is from RefSeq and is a predicted model, not a curated record.
ACAAAGUAGAAGCAAGUAUAAGGUUGCGAUGGACUCCACGAUAGCGUUUUUGAUAUUCAAUCCCGCCCAGUGCUUCGUUUUUUUUCCUGACAGACUACUAACUUUUAGAAGGCAGUUUCUCGUAGCAGUGCGAUAUUUAAGGCAGUAAAGAUGGACGUCAAAUCGGUGUUGUUUCUGCUGCUGGUUGCAGUAGCAUUGAGCCAGGCCCAGAAGCAAUGUUGCUUCCCGGACCAAUAUGAAGCAACCGACGGUCAGAUUACCGGCUCGGUUCAGUCUGGGCAAGGUAUGGUUCAGAUAGCGUCGGCACAAAUUGCCUUCGAUUACACCAACAGGCGAUUGGGUGAACUUGUAACAGUUCAAGGCAGUAUGUAUCAAGAGGUCUUCGAUUACAACAAGGGCGUCCUUUACGUCAUCAAUCUCACUAUGAAGACAUGCCAGAAAGUUCCACUACCGACAAUGCAAAUGCAGCAUUGUGUCCCAAGUAACGCCACAUACGGAGGUUCUUUCUAUGCUGGAGAUCACAAGUUGAAUGCAGACACGUUCAGCUACUCCAUUAAUGAUGGAUCUAACGUGGGCAACGUGACCCUGUCUGUCACCAAGGAUAACUGCAUUCCAUUCAGUGAAACGUUUAUCGGAUCGUCAGGGGGAAAUCAAAUGCUCACCGUGGCGGGAUUCGUCAACUAUACCCCAGGGAUCCAGGACCCCUCUAAGUACUUCACUAUCCCCAACUAUUGCCCAGCGUUCCUCACUCCGGAACCAAAAGAGGGCCUGGGACCUGCCUUCACCAUGAAGUUUCCACUGUGAGUGCGCCCUCAACGGCCAUACUUGGACUGAAACCGAUCUAUCGCCUGAGUGUACGUCUAGAAUAAUUUUGAAAUCAAUUUUAUUUAGCUAGUAAAAUGCUUUUCGACAGUGAAGAUUCAAAAUCCGUAUUUGAAUUUUGAAUGACUUUUAAAAAAUAUUGAUUUUGCCUGUUUGCAACUUUGCACAUCCAAUUUUGUUUGAUGAAAUAAUUCAUUGUAUAAUUUCAAACAUUAACGAGCUAUCCGAUCUGGAUGAAUUCGAUGUCCUGGCUCGGAUUGGUUUCCUUUUUUUUCUUCGAAAGUAUCUACUUGAAUUAUAUAAAAUAAAGAUAUUACCACAACUGACUCAAGAUCCUGUUGAUGUAUUAUUAGUUACGUCUAUAUAUCAUGCCACACCAAGUCAUGUAAGUUCGUGAGGCCAACUCUAGUCAGGAAAAAGACAAAUACCGCUCUUUAAUUGUCCCAACUUUUAUCAGUGAAAUGUUUUCGCUUCUUUACGAAAAGCCUGAGGGAGACAUGACAAACAAAUACAAGUUUGGUUGGCUUUUGAUAUAAACGACAAUCGUGACGUCACAGCUUACAUUGUUUACAUUGUUUAAGGAUGUGAAAACGUUCCUGGAAAUACUUAAAUCCUUGUGGAGAAAUCAAGACGAAUGUAGCAACAACUGAGCAGACGAUGUUCAAUUAUUACAAAACCUGAUAUAUUACUGCAGAUAAUGCAUGUUUCUUAAUCCUGCAGAAAAGUUGCUUAAUAGGACCAAAACAUCUAGUUUCAAAAUCGAGUUGAUUUUUUUUAUAUGGUUGCUUUUUCUAUUAAAAUCAUGUCGCAGUUAGCUAGGUUUUGUUAUCUAAUCGUGGAAUAAUUCAAUUUAUAAAGCACACCACAUAUCUAGUGCAAGUUGUAAUUGAGAUUAAAUAAAAUACGAUACCAGGUGAAAAGCAGUAACAUGG